Haliaeetus leucocephalus (bald eagle) is the source of this 3191-nucleotide messenger RNA. It is a transcript of the gene C9orf72, whose product is annotated as chromosome unknown open reading frame, human C9orf72. Lineage: Eukaryota; Metazoa; Chordata; Aves; Accipitriformes; Accipitridae. Gene Ontology annotation, molecular function: guanyl-nucleotide exchange factor activity. Gene Ontology annotation, cellular component: autophagosome; endosome. Gene Ontology annotation, biological process: autophagy; endocytosis. The coding region runs from base 119 to 1582 and encodes 487 amino acids. The record is from RefSeq and is a predicted model, not a curated record. The transcript is spliced from 11 exons.
UCCCGGGGGCUGUCGUCGUCGUCUCCGUGUCCUGUUUGCGGAGGGAAGGAGCUGGGCCCCCUCGCAGCUCGACCCCCAGCCGCCUCCCCGAGAGGUAACGUAAGCAUUUCAGUUAUACAUGAGAGAGGAAGCAGGCAUGUCAGCUCUUUGUCCACCACCAUCUCCUGCAGUUGCUAAAACAGAGAUCUCUUUGAAUGGCGAGUCACCUCUACUAGCUGCCACUUUUGCUUACUGGGACAAUAUUCUUGGCCCCCGAGUGCGGCAUAUCUGGGCCCCAAAGACAGAACAGGUACUUCUCAGUGAUGGUGAAAUAACUUUUCUUGCUAACCACACCCUGAAUGGAGAAAUACUUCGGAAUGCAGAAAGCGGUGCAAUAGAUGUGAAGUUCUUCGUCUUGGCAGAAAAAAGGGUAAUCAUUGUGUCAUUAAUCUUUGAUGGAAACUGGAAUGGAGACAGAAGCACAUAUGGACUAUCAAUUAUACUUCCACAAAGUGAACUUGGCUUCUACCUGCCACUUCACAGAGUAUGCGUGGAUAGGUUAACACAUAUUAUAAGGAAAGGAAGAAUAUGGAUGCAUAAGGAGAGGCAAGAACAUUUCCAGAAGAUUGUGUUGGAAGGCACGGAGAGAAUGGAGGAUCAGGGCCAGAGCAUCAUUCCAAUGCUGACCGGAGAAGUCAUUCCUGUAAUGGAACUCCUUUCAUCUAUGAAAUCACACAGUGUUCCAGAAGAAAUAGAUAUAAGUGACACGGUACUAAAUGAUGAUGACAUCGGGGAUAGUUGCCAUGAAGGCUUUCUUCUCAAUGCAAUUAGUUCACACCUGCAGACCUGUGGUUGUUCUGUCGUUGUAGGAAGCAGCGCAGAAAAAGUUAAUAAGAUUGUGAGAACGUUGUGUCUGUUUCUUACGCCGUCAGAGCGGAAGUGUUCCAGACUCUGUAGAAAUGAGUCUUCUUUCAAAUACGAGUCAGGACUUUUUGUUCAAGGCUUACUCAAAGAUGCAACAGGAAGCUUUGUGUUGCCUUUCCGUCAAGUAAUGUAUGCCCCAUAUCCUACUACACAUAUAGACGUAGAUGUCAAUACAGUGAAGCAGAUGCCCCCUUGUCAUGAACACAUCUAUAACCAACGACGAUACAUGAGAUCCGAGCUGACAGCAUUUUGGAGAGCUAAUUCAGAUGAAGAAAUGUCUCAAGAUCAUAUUAUCCACACAGAUGAGAGUUUCACGCCUGAUUUAAAUGUGUUUCAAGAUAUCCUGCAUCGAGAUACAUUAGUAAAAGCCUUCCUGGAUCAGAUCUUCCAUCUGAAGCCUGGCUUGUCUCUAAGGAGUACUUUCCUUGCACAAUUUCUACUAGUCCUUCACAGAAAAGCCUUAACUUUAAUAAAAUACGUAGAGGAUGACACGCAAAAAGGAAAAAAACCGUUUAAGUCUCUUCGUAGUUUAAAGGUAGAUCUUGACUUAGCAGCAGAGGGCGAUCUUAACAUAAUAAUGGCUUUGGCUGAGAAGAUUAAACCAGGUCUACAUUCCUUUAUCUUUGGGAAGCCGUUCUACACUAGUGUACAAGAACGUGAUGUGCUCAUGACAUUUUAAAGUUCUCCACCACUGACGUGUAGUAUUGCAGUCUUGCAUGGUACGAAAAGUAAUCUGCUAGUGUGACCACCACGCUUGUGACAAUCAUUGACUUGACUGAGGAUGGAGCAUUAGGAGCACAGUGACACUACAGUCUGUCUGAAGCAGGAGGGGAUCUUGUUAGAGGCAAUAUCAGCUUAACUAGACAAGUAUGAUUUUAAUGAAUCCAUCUCUUAUGUGUGUUUUAACAAUAAAUGUUACCAGAGUUUCCCUUGCCAUAUAGGCUUAGUAGAUAAAUUUGAAAAAGUUUUGGUGUAUGAUAAAGGGAAGCAUUUUAGUUUUCUUUCCCGAGAGACUUCCUUAAGGUGCGUGUCAGUUUUUCCCAGUUCUGCUGUGUCAGUAUAUUUAGUGUUUCCACAGAAAACAAUACAUAUGUCCUCUCUAAUCAUGGAGUAAUCAUGGAGGUUGCAGAAUAGGGGCCCUCCAGGCAUUUCAAAGAGGUUUUAAAAGUGUUUGUUCUUAUGUAUGUGGUACAAAUCUGAAAUAUGUCUUCCCUCAUCUCCCUUUUUAACACUACUGUCUCCUCCAUUUAGAGCAUUAAAAGCGUUUGGGAUUUUUAAUAUACUACAAAUUGCUAUUCUUGUGUGCAAACUGUUGACAAUGAGCAGCUUAAAUAGCAGCACUCUGCUUGUGGGAACUGGGUUAUUAUUUAAGCAGCUUUCUGCAUGCAAGUGCCAACCAGGAUACUCUGUCACAGAUUGUUGGGCCAUCCCGCAGUGAAGUGUUCAAUGAUCCAGCAUAAUUGAGCUCUUUCAAAACACAAAGCAGAAAACUUGUGUCAUUCAGCAGCAGUUGUCAGUCUUUCUGUCUGUAAACUGCUGCUGUUUUUUCCAUUGUCAGUUAGAAUAAGGUUCAGAUUAAAGUAUUAGACCUUCCCAAAGAACACAAUGGUGAUAGCCAAACUAAAAGAUAAAACAGUAUUUUUUUUUUGCAUUGCCAUUAAUAUAUUUAGUAAUCCUUAAUUCAGAGGUGAGCACAGCUAUGCACUAAUGUGAUUAGCAUUUUCCUAAGUGAAUUCUAGUGAAUAAUCUUGCCCAUCUUCUUAGUUCAUCUUAGCACAUCUCCAACUUUGCUUUGCUUGAAAAUAAAAACACGUUUUCUAUUUGUAUGCCUCAACCUUUCCUUCUCAGUAGCAUAUAGAGCAGUGUGGUGUCAGGUUAUCCACACCCAUUUUUUUGAGUUCUGAUGCACGGUUGGUGUGUGUUAUAUUUAAAUCAGUGGUACAUCUGUACUGCAUGUUGUUGUAUUUCUUUUCUUUUUGGACAAACACAGGAAUAUAUUUGUAUUGUGUUAGCAUAACCUCAUAACUCAAUAUUCAUGGUGAAAGAGCUGCACUUGUGAUUGAAGAAGCCACGGUUGCUUUAUUGCUAAAAUUGUCCUUGGCAAACAGGUUUCUGUUUUCAAGAUAGCUUUUUAGUGUCUCUUUCAUGCAGCGAGGCAUUGGAAGUUAACAAAAGUUAGAUUCACAGCUUCUCCUGAAAUGUGCAAUACUCAGAUUUUAAAAGGAAUACUGUCCUUUUUUAUUUAGAUGUCCAGAAUUCCUUACGCUUCCUGAAAGACAAGGAUUCAC